ACCGAGCGCGGAGCGGUCAUGGACGGUACUGGUCAACCCGGACCUCGGAGAAGGAAAGCGAAGCGAGGAACAGCGCUUGUCACGCGUGAGGAAACGCCUAUCCUCCGCCCUUCCGAGCUAGACUUCACUUCACUGACUAGAGAGGAAGAAAACGUCUGUGACCGCCCGCCCGCCACGCCUCUUUCUGUGGAUGGACAGGCGAUACCGGAAGUGGGUGGGGUAACCUGAAACGCUUCCGGCGACUAGCGGUGUUUGAGGUGCAGGUGAGCGGCGGGUUCCCGUCCGCGUCCCGCCGACGGGCGACUGGACGCCCUCGCGGCCCUCAGGUGCAUCCUUGCGAGAGCUCAAAAUGAACUAUAUGCCCGGCACCGCCAGCCUCAUCGAGGACAUCGACAAAAAGCACUUGGUCCUACUUCGAGAUGGAAGGACACUUAUAGGGUUUUUAAGAAGCAUUGAUCAGUUUGCUAACUUAGUGCUCCAUCAGACUGUGGAGCGAAUUCAUGUGGGCAAAAAGUACGGUGAUAUUCCUCGAGGGAUUUUCGUGGUCAGAGGAGAAAAUGUGGUCCUACUAGGAGAAAUAGACUUGGAGAAGGAGAGUGACACGCCCCUUCAGCAAGUGUCUAUUGAAGAGAUCCUAGAAGAGCAGAGAGUAGAACAGCAGGCCAGACUGGAGGCAGAGAAGCUGAAGGUUCAGACCCUUAAAGAUCGUGGUCUCUCCAUUCCUCGCGCAGACACUCUGGAUGAGUACUGAGUCCUUGCUCAGAGACUGCUCUAGAGAGCAGGUGCUGUCACCUCUGGUCACACAUUUGAUCAGAUAUCACAUUGAAAAGUGAUAUUUUCUCAUGGAUGCCAACAUGAAGAAAUCAUGGGAUUUUGUGUGUGUGUGUUUUUAACAAGAUCAUUGUAUAUUAGUUUUGCUUUUCUUCUUCAGUCUCAACACACGGUCCUGGCCGACCUAGAACUCACUAUGUAAACCAGGAUGACCUCUAGCUUGUGGGAUUGCAGGUGGGCUCCACCAGCCCAGCUUCACUGUUUAAAGAAACAGUGGCAUGACCUCCCCUCACAUAAGUCACUGUGGGGCCAAGAAUCAUGUCUUUAUAUUGCUUUUCUUAUCUCAAUUACAUUUCUUUUCAAAAAAUAUUUCAUUUACUUGUAAAUAAAAAAUGAAUCUCAGAACUGU
Arvicanthis niloticus (Nile rat) is the source of this 1180-nucleotide messenger RNA. It is a transcript of the gene Lsm1, whose product is annotated as LSM1 homolog, mRNA degradation associated. Gene Ontology annotation, cellular component: P-body; Lsm1-7-Pat1 complex. NCBI's taxonomy places the organism in Eukaryota, Metazoa, Chordata, Mammalia, Rodentia, Muridae. Gene Ontology annotation, biological process: deadenylation-dependent decapping of nuclear-transcribed mRNA. The record is from RefSeq and is a predicted model, not a curated record. Gene Ontology annotation, molecular function: mRNA binding.